Molecule: messenger RNA, 1682 nt
Organism: Maylandia zebra (zebra mbuna)
Lineage: Eukaryota; Metazoa; Chordata; Actinopteri; Cichliformes; Cichlidae
Source: RefSeq, a predicted model, not a curated record
CAGGCAUGGUCAAGGUUCCUGUCAUCCGUCCUUUGGGGUGGAGUUGGCCAGCUCAUCACCUGUUUUCAAUCUCCGGGGCUCCACCUAGAGGGUUUUUAAGCCAGCACUGCCUGCCACUCCUCGCCAGUUCGUCCUGCUACCAUCUGUGAUUCAUCACCCGUCGCACUCACCAGUAGUGCUGGUUCCGUCUCCAUCCUGUUUUUCCGUCUCCUCGGAACCCAAGGACCACAUACACAACUUCUCCUCAGCCUGCCCUUCAGUCCAUACUCUCCACCUCCUUGGAAUCUGGACCGGACUCUCCACACUCUCGAUCCUCUCUGGAAUGCUCCCAUGGCAGCCUUUUCCCCCACUUAAUAACCAGGGUCUCCAAAAAGUUCCCGUUCGAGUUCUCCCUGUGCUCUACGCCUGUUUCCCCGCCCACGGAUUUCCCUUAGUUUCUGCGAAUGGUUUCUGUUAAACCCAGUUCUGUUCACGUUUUUGUUCCUUCUAAUAAAUUAUACAUAGUUCGAGUAAUUGAGUCUGCUUUUGAGUCCACCGCAUCCUUGUUUGUGACAGAACGAACUGGCCACUAAUGGACUCAGCGGACCCAAUUCGCGCCGCCAUAAAUAAACAUGUUAGGACGGCAUGAACAGACCUUGACGUCCUUAAUGGACCAAUGUAAUGCUAUCAGUGAAAAACGGGAAGAGUUACUUACCCGGUUUUCGGAACUCAGGGAGUCUAAUCCACCCGUUCUCCCCAGCCAGCCGGGACCGUUGCCUGCGCCCGCCGUUGCGCAUCCUGCGAUAGAAUCGGCUUAUCGGGGCAUCUCUUCCCCUCCCCUCCGAUUGCCUCGUGUUCCUAUGAGGACUUCCUCAAGGAAUUCAAGGCUACGUUCGCUCACCCGAUCUCUGAGGGUACUGCGGCUAAGAGGCUGUUGGGACUCCGUCAGGGAAAACGCAGCGUUGCAGAAUACGCGAUUGAGUUCCGCACUGCUGCUGUGGAAGCGGGUUGGCCAGACGCCGCGCUGCGGGGGAAUUUUCCUAGCGUCCCUUUCCGAACAGAUGAAGGAUCAGCUGGCUGUGCACGACGAGCUGGCCACGUUCGAAGCGCUCGCCUCUCUCGCUCUCAGGAUCGAUAGUCGACUGAGGGAAAGAGACGCUGAGAGGCGGUCCAAGCCCUCUCCGUCUCUGUUUCGACCCGUGGCCGUUUCGGCGUUACCCCCGUCGCUUCCGGUGACAUCAUCCGUCCGUCCUCGCUCUCCUUCCCCUGAGCCUAUGCAGAUCGGCCGCGCUCGGCUCACUCCUGAGGAGCGGGAGCGGCGUUUCCGAGCCGGAGAGUGCUUCUACUGCGGAGGAAGCGGCCAUCGCCUCACUGUUUGCCCGGUCCGGCCAAAAGGCGUGGCCCGCCGGUAAGUCCGGGGUUACGGGUGGGCAAUGUUUUUAAGAGUGAUAAACCCCGUUUUUUUGCUUUCGGUUUCGUUGAUGUCCGGUACUAAGGCUCAUUCUUUUCGUGCUCUCGUUGACUCCGGGUCAGAGCAAAAUUUGAUAGACGCUGCGGUUGCUAAAUCAUUGAAUUUGCCCCUCAUUCAGCUCGAGCCUCCGAUCCCGGCCGCCGCUUUGAAUAAUGAGGUAUUCGCGAUGAUCACCUGUCAAGUUAGUCACGUCAGGUAACCAUCAGGAGGACAUAACUCUUUUUUACCACCU